Menidia menidia (Atlantic silverside) is the source of this 3671-nucleotide messenger RNA. The record is from the annotation of a GenBank genome assembly. Lineage: Eukaryota; Metazoa; Chordata; Actinopteri; Atheriniformes; Atherinopsidae.
AUGGUGGCAGCGCACACUUCUUCGCGUUCGUCGGAAUCUGCCGAGUGGAUUAUUUGUCUGGAUAAGAGACCAGCAGAGCGCUCUAGUGAGGACGUUGAUAUUAUCCUGGCUCGGCUGAAAAAUGUGAAGGCCUUUGAGCGAUUCCACCUCAGUUUGCUGCAGCAAAUCUGCUUGUGUGGGUUCUAUGAGUGCUUGGAGAAAGGCAUCACCUUGUAUCGCCAAGGAGACAUUGGCACCAGCUGGUAUGCUGUGCUCUCUGGUUCACUGGAUGUGAAAGUGUCAGAGACUUCGAAUUAUCAGGAUGCUGUUACCAUAUGCACACUGGGGACUGGGACAGCGUUUGGGGAGUCCAUUCUGGAUAACACCCCCAGACAUGCUACCAUUGUCACUCGAGAAUUCAGCGAGCUCCUACGCAUUGAACAGAGGGAGUUCAGGUCUCUGUGGGAGAAAUAUCAUCACUACAUGGCGGGACUGCUUGCCCCACCCUAUGGUGUGAUGGACAGCAAUUGUGGCUCCGACAGAAUGUCAGAGAAAGAAAACAUAAGGAAAAACUCAUUUGUUUCCGUCUCCAAACAUCCAAAUAAGAAGCCUUUCAUUGAAAGCCCAGCCCAACCCCACCCUUUAUGCAUGUCUCAGGUGCCCUCUGAGAAGAUCCUCCGCGCGGGGAAGAUCCUCCGUAAUGCCAUCCUCUCCAGGGCGCCCCACAUGAUCCGAGACAGGAAAUACCAUCUGAAGACAUACAGGCAGUGUUGUGUGGGUACUGAAUUGGUUGACUGGCAAAUGCAGCAGAGUUCAUGCGUCCACUCCCGCAUUCAAGCUGUGGGCAUGUGGCAGGUGCUGCUGGAGGAAGGAGUACUCAACCAUGUGGACCGGGAGACGAGCUUCCAGGACAAGUACCUCUUUUACCGCUUCCUGGAUGACGAGCAGGAGGAUGCUCCUGCACCAAGUGAGGAGGAGAGGAGGGAGAGCCAAGAAGAGCUGCAGGACACGCUGCUCCUCCUUUCGCAGAUUGGACCAGAUGCACAUAUGAGGAUGAUUCUGAGGAAAUCUCAAUCUGAGAGAACAGCAGAUGAUUUGGAGAUAAUUUAUGAGGAGCUGCUCCAUAUAAAGGCCUUAUCGCACCUAUCCACCACUGUAAAGAGGGAACUGGCUGGAGUCCUCGUUUUUGAGUCCCAUGCAAAAGCAGGAACAGUGUUGUUCAACCAAGGGGAAGAGGGCACAUCGUGGUACAUUAUUUUAAAAGGCUCGGUCAAUGUGGUCAUCUAUGGAAAAGGUGUUGUCUGCACACUUCAUGAGGGAGAUGACUUUGGGAAGCUGGCUCUUGUCAAUGACGCCCCCCGAGCCGCCUCCAUUAUCCUGCGAGAGGACAACUGUCAUUUCCUGAGAGUAGACAAAGAGGACUUCAACAGGAUUUUAAGGGACGUGGAGGCCAACACUGUGCGUCUGAAGGAGCAUGGUCAAGACGUUCUGGUUUUGGAGAAGAGUCUCAGCAGCAGUCGAACCUCUGACCCCGGAUCAUCUGCAUCUCAUUACAAAUACAAGGUGAUGUCUGGGACCCCAGAGAAGAUUUUGGAGCACCUUCUAGAAAAGAUGCGAUUGGAUUCCCAGUUCACAGAGUCAGACUCAGCCUUAGAUGACUUUGUCCUCAUGCACUGUGUCUUCAUGCCAAACAGCGAACUGUGUCCAGUGUUGAGAGCCCACUACCAUGCCCAGGCCUCACAGGGCUCUGAGCAGGAGAAGCUGGACUACACACUGAACAACAAGCGCAGGGUGAUCCGCCUGCUCUGUCACUGGGCUGCUGUGCACGGAGAGCACCUGGAGCAGGGGGACGUGUGCUUCCUGGAGGAGUUUCUCAUGGCAGUAUCUAAUGAUGCAAAAGUGUUGCCAGCUCUCAGGGAUCAACUGACAGAGCUGGAGAAGAUUGUGAAGCGCAAUGUUGAAGAUGCCCUGUCCUCACAGAAAAAGCACAAAGUCCUAUUGCGGCAGUUCAGUGCGGGAGAAGAGAAGCUUCAGAAACGUCAGCCUAUCAAGAGUAAUGAUGAAAUUCUGCUAAAAGUCUACUGGUGCGACCACACCUACACCACGAUCCGGGUCUCCGUGUCCGCCUCGGUCAGGGAGGUCAUCAGUGCUGUUGCUGACAAGCUGGGGUCAGCGGAGGACCUGAUCCUGGUCAACCUCAGUUCAGCGGGAGAGAAGUGCAUCUUUAAGCCAAAUGAUGUCUCAGUCUUCUCUACACUCAGUGUAAAUGGGCGACUGUUUGUGUCCAGGAGGGACCAGCUGGAUUCACUGACCCCUUUGCCUGAGCAGGAGGGCCCCACCACGGGCUCACUGGCCAGCUUUGAACUGAUGAGCUCCAAAGAUGUGGCUUACCACAUGACUUCCUACGACUGGGAACUUUUCAACUGCGUACACGAGCUUGAACUCAUCUACCACACAUUUGGACGGCAAUACGUCAAGAAAACCACUGUGAAUUUGGACCUGUUUCUUCGGAGGUUUAAUGAAAUUCAGUUUUGGGUGAUCACAGAGAUGUGUCUGUGUUCUCAGCUCAGCAAGCGAGUCCAGCUUCUCAAGAAGUUUAUUAAGAUUGCUGCACACUGUAAAGAGUACAGGAACCUGAAUGGCUUCUUGUCUAUCAUUAUGGGACUGAGUAACCCGGCAGUGAGCAGACUCAGUCAAACCUGGGAGAAACUUCCCAGCAAAUUUAAGAAGUUCUACGUGGAAUUUGAAAACUUGAUGGAUCCAUCCAGAAACCACCGGGCGUACCGACUGACAGUCGCCAAACUGGAGCCUCCCAUCAUUCCUUUCAUGCCCUUGCUCAUCAAAGACAUGACAUUCACACACGAGGGCAACAAAACAUUUAUCGACAAUUUGGUCAAUUUUGAGAAAAUGCGGAUGAUAGCUAACACAGUGAAGAUAGUGCGAUACUGCAGGAGUCAGACAUUCAAUCCAGAUUCACCACUGGCUAGCAAGCACCAUCCGGACGUGUGGACUUACGUCCGCCAGCUCAACGUGAUCGACAACCAAAGGACGCUAACUCAGCUCUCUCAUGGGCUCGAGCCCCGCAGGUCUUGAAACCACUCAGGGACAGAAAUGUCAUCUACUGAUGCUGCUUCACCACACGACGUGCUCACAUUGGUAUGAGUUUCCUCCAAUACAGGCAAUCACAUGGGGAACCUAAUGAGGUUUCAGAUAAUGAGAUAUUGUUUCAGAAGCCGUUGGCUGACUUGUUAAGUCUUUUAUUACAGUAAUUUGUGAUUUCUCAACAACAGUAAUUGUUGUAGGAUGAAGUACCUCUCAUGUUGAUGCCAUGCAGAUAUCAUAUCAUAACAACUGAAGAAAUAAAGGACGUGUGUGGGCGUAGAUCUAAUUAACUACUGUGGAAAAUUUCAGAUGUAAACAAUAUGUGAUGCUUUAAGAAAACACGGUGUUAUUAUUCUUGAUAUUCGGUUGUUUUGUAUUUCUUUUUUAUCAAACAAUAUUUAUACAUGUUUAGGUCUAUACAAUUCUUUUGUGUUGUAAAUUGUAUACAGAUAUUUAUUUUGACUUUAGCAUGCAGACGAUUGGGAUGGCCUGACUUUGGAUUUAUGUGUGCACAUUUUCCUUUAAAAGCCUGGAAUAUAAAUGUCUGAAAAGCUUUUUGUGUGCUGUAAAUAUUAAAUGUUUUAUAUGGA